Molecule: messenger RNA, 1245 nt
Organism: Acanthosepion pharaonis
Lineage: Eukaryota; Metazoa; Mollusca; Cephalopoda; Sepiida; Sepiidae
Source: the annotation of a GenBank genome assembly
AUGCUUUCCUUUCUUCUUUAUUUAAACCUCUUCUUGAUGACUACUUCUUGGUGGACAUCUUUCAGUGAUUUCUUUCUUUCUUUCUACUCUUCUUGCAUCAAUCUUUUCUUUCUUCUUUAUUUUCUUCACUUCUUAAUAUAUACUUUUGUAGGGAACAUCUUUCAUUUAGUUAUUUCCUUCUUCUCUUUUUUCUUUUUUAUUUUCUCCUCUGCCCGAUGUAUAUGUUUUGAAGGACUCCAGGUUUUUACUACUUCUUCUAUGCUUGUCAUUUGUUUCUAUUUUCUUCUCUUUAUUUUCAUUUUAUACAUUUUCUCCAAAUUUAUUAUUCAUCUUGAUCAUUUUUUCAGUCUAAAAUUCUUUGUCAUCCACUUUUAUAACUUCUCUCCCUACUGCUGCCUUUCACCCACAUAUUUAUCUAUUUUCUUUUAUUUGUAUUUCUCUUUUUCUUUCUUUCUUUCUUUCUUUCUUUCUUUCUCUUUUGUUUUUCUAUUUUUCUUUCUCUCUCUCUUUUUUCUCUUUCGCUUUUGUAUUUCUCUUUUUCUUUCUUUCUUUCUUUUUGUUUUUCUAUUUUUCUUUCUCUCUCUCUCUUUCUUUUGUCUUUGUUUUUUCUUUUCACUUGUAUUUCUCUUUUUCUUUCUCUCUCAUUUGUAUUUCUCUUUUUCUUUUCUCUCUUUUGUCAUUAUCUUCUUCUUUCUUUCUUUCUUUCUUUCUUUCUUUCUCUUUUGUUUUUCUAUUUUUCUUUCUCUCUCUCUCUCUUUUUUCUCUUUCUCUUUUGCAUUUCUCUUUUUCUUUCUUUCUUUCUUUCUUUUUGUUUUUCUCUUUUUCUUUCUCUCUCUCUCUCUUUUGUCUUUGUUUUUUCUUUUCACUUGUAUUUCUCUUUUUCUUUCUCUCUCAUUUGUAUUUCUCUUUUUCUUUCUCUCUCUUUUGUCAUUAUCUUCUUCUUUCUUUCUUUCUUUCUUUCUUUCUCUUUUGUUUUUCUAUUUUUCUUUCUUGCUCUCUCUUUUGGCUUUCUUCUUUUUCUCUUUUGUUUUUCUCUUUUCUCUCUCUGUUUUGUCUUUUUCUUUUUCUCUCUCUCUCUUUUGUCUUUCUCUUUUUCUUUCUUUCUCUUACUUUUUUCUUUCUCUCUCUUAUUUCUUUCUCUUUUAUUUUUCUCUCUUUCUCUUUUGUCUCUCUCAUUUUCCAUCUCUCACUUUUUUCUCUUUUAUCUUUUUUUCUCUCUCUUUUGUCUUUCAAUCUAAGUGUUGA